Messenger RNA from Fundulus heteroclitus (mummichog), 4988 nucleotides. RefSeq lists its product as uncharacterized. Gene Ontology annotation, molecular function: stem cell factor receptor binding; cytokine activity. Bases 404 to 1165 code for a protein of 253 amino acids. The record is from RefSeq and is a predicted model, not a curated record. Gene Ontology annotation, cellular component: plasma membrane. The transcript has 7 exons. Lineage: Eukaryota; Metazoa; Chordata; Actinopteri; Cyprinodontiformes; Fundulidae. Gene Ontology annotation, biological process: positive regulation of cell population proliferation; cell adhesion.
GCAAGGCAUAGCAUGGCUGAACAUCUGAUUUAUCUAUUCUCACUUUCGCAAACAGCUUGGGGAAUAACCCUGACAUAUUCCAAGUGAGAUAUUCUCGCAGGACAACAAGCACCCACUUCUCCCGAUGACCAAAUUGAUACGUGGGAGUUUAUGGAAAAGUCUCAGACAGCGUCAGAGCGUGACAUAAUGACUCAGCUUGUAGGCGGCCUCUCCACCGCGUCAGAAGACCCCACCAGUUUUGUCUGAAGUGAAAGCAGACUGCUGGCCCAUCUUCGGGCUUCACUACAUGUCGGGACAGCACCUACACGCAUGCAAACAUGCACAGAGAUCUGAGUUCUUUUUCUAAGCGCAAAAGGCUGAAUUUCAUGAGCUGGAUCUGAAAAACCUUGGACCCUUGCUCCAUAUGAGGAAGAAAAUCAUCAGCACAACUUGUGUCCUCUUGGGUCUGUUUUCAAGUUUGCGUCUCUGUUCUGGGAAGUUUGGAACACCAAUAACUGAUGAUGUGAGCAAGCUGUCCAUAUUGAAGCAGAAUAUCCCCUCUGAUUAUGAGAUUCCUGUCAGUUACAUUCCCAAAGAGGUGGCCGGCACAUGCUGGGUGGUUUUAAAUAUCUAUCCUUUGGAGCAAAGUCUUCGAAAGCUGGCCAGCAUGUUUGGUGCCAUGUCCUCCAACAAAGAUAACAUAAUCGUCUUCAUUGCAAUGCUGAAGAGCUUACGCUUCACCUUUGACCACGAAGAACUGGAAACAGCAAUGCAGGUCUUCCAGUGUCACUAUCAAGAAAAGAGCUUACUGUCUGGACUUUACUUUGACUACAUCCAAGACCUACUAAAUGCUGCAACUCAAGGAACAUCAAGCUUUUCAUGCAAGCCGCCACCAUGCCUUAAUCAUCAACAAACCCCAGAAGGUCAAGAGGAGAGAUACAGCUGGUUAAAGAGGAGCCCCUUGCUUUUGGUGAUAAUCCCAUUCACAGCCUGUGUUGUGCUAAUAGUUUGGCAGGUAAAGUCUGGGAGACGCCUACUAGCGUGCAACACUUCAAAUGGCCAAGCCGCAUCUCCUGAUCCCAACAUGAUCCCAACUGUGUCUGUCUCCAUCCCACUUCAAGCACUCGCCCACGCCGCUGACAGCCAGCCAACGGGGGAGGCAAUCGCUGAUCAUGAGAGUGGAUGAAGCGUGAUGCAGCGCUGAAAAACAAAAUUAGUGUGGUCUGUCACUUUUUCCUGCUCAAGCGCCAGAGAAACUGGACGAGAGAAAGCUGAGCUGGUAAAAAAAAAAAAAAAAAAAAAAAAAAGCAAGGUGUGCUGGCAAAAUUCCCCCGGCUCUUCAGUCGGGACAAGAGUUAUCUCAAUAGUUGGUUCACUCCAUAACUGCCUGCUGCAGUAAAAACAUGAUCUUGUCUUGGCUGGUGAACGCCAGCUCUUGGCUGGUCUGCUCCGAGAAGCUAAAAGCCACUUUAAUGUCACUCAGAGGGGUGGUGGGUCUCAUUUGGGAGCUUAUCAACAGAGCUUCACAUCAGCACAAUGCCAUACAGUUUGGAGAACCUUGUUGUUUUGAGAUGGAACGACCGCCCUGAUGUCAUGGUUGUUGAAGUGAAUGUCCUUUCAUUUCUCUACAGAUCUCCUGGGCUGAAUUCUUUGGAAAUCUUUUAAGGAGUUCAUAGAAGAAAGUCCAUUCCUACAAAAGUCCUCUGUCAAAAAAAAAAAAAAAAAACCCACAAAGAGAACUGAUCCAACUUCUCUUCUACUUGUUGACAUUGUUGCGUUCUGUUAUCUGUCACAAAUUAUGGACCUACUAGUCACAAACAUCACUCUGAGUAGUUCAACAAAUGUCCGACUUCAUGAAUCAAUGAUCUGACCAGAUGGCAGAUAGCCAUGGCCAGCGGCCCUUUGAAUCCGGUCAUUGUGCUUUCGAAGCUGUCGCACAGUGAACUAUUGCCGCUCCUCAGCCACUGCGAGUGUGUCGGGAGGUUUUUUAAUGCCUCGGCUACGGAGUCAAUCACUUUCAGUCAUUAGAGCAUGACUCUCAGAGCGUAUAAGUGCUCUUGUGCUGUAUGUGUGUCAGAGAGCGUGAGCAAGAGACAGGACAGGCACGGCAAGAGAAAGCGAGGCAGAUAGAGACAGACAGAUAGAUGAACGGAUGAGCUCAGUGAGGAGCAUAAGGAGGGAUUGUUCCCAUCACAAAAGAGCAGGCCGUAGGCUGGAGGAAGUGCCAGUUACAAAUAUGACCAAUGUCGACAGAUCUCUAUGAAUCAACAGGCUAAGAAUCUCAGCAGACCGCGGGCUAUUUAGCUGAAUCUGCAGAGACUGGCCGGCAUUUCAAUAACAGUUCGCAUGAUUUAUUUCCAAAACAGGCCAAUGACAUGUAGCUUGUUCUACAGUGAAAUGUUUUGGAUGAGGUUCAAAACCAAAAACUUUUCAUGAUCUCCUGAGUGUGGCCCUACUAUAUUGAUGACUUUUAAUUUUGUUAUGGUAAAAAGAAAAAUGUAUGUGUGAUGUUUAAGUUAUUUUACACUUUGAAUGUCUUGCAAAAUCUAAUGAACCUUUUCUAACAUUUGCAACAACAGACCUAUUUCAAAUGUAAACACUUUAGGGUCAGGUUUCUUAAGCUGCAUUACACGCAAAGCUGGUUUCACUUGGGCUACCUUUAUGGACCGCCUACACUACUCUGGAUUUUAUUUUCUUAAUACAAGUUUUUUGAAAAAUCUGCAUGGUUUAUACUCUAAUGAUCUAUUCCAGUCAAAAAUGCUGCAACACUAAUGCUGCACCACUAGGUGGCAAUAUUGUUACUGUUAACUAAAUUAAAUUUCAAGAGAGCAAGAUCCUGUCCUGAUCAUGGUUAAUGGUACAUGGGCUCCAUCCUGAUACCCUUAUUAAGUGAGGACUCUUUAGCCAAAGCUGAAGUGCGUCAGCGGUCGCUGUGAUAAGUGCUGUCCGAAUAGUGCAGUCAGUAAGGAAGGAGGCAGGAAAAGGAGCCUGUAAGCUUCCUCUAAUGGCUAGUUUUGUCCAUAGUUUUGCCUAGGACCCCGCGACGUCCCUUACCGGAACUAAGAAGCCUUAAGGUAUCCCACAAUCCUUUGCGUGACAUGACUUAUAAGUACAGCCACAACAAUUGUUGUCAAAUCUGGGCCUACAGCCUUCCGAAAAUGAACUACAAAAUGCUUGCUCUCUUCUCCCUAGACAUAUUCGUUGGGGCUGUCCUUAUACGUCAUGUCACGCAAAGGAUUGUGGGAUUCCUUAAACCUCCUUAGCGGCAGUAAGGAAAAGACAUAGAGGUAUUCGGAUGGAGAUCUUACCAGUUAGACUGUUUUGAGAUGCAAUCAUGCUGUUUGUACUUGGGAAAACACAGAGAUAACAGAGCAGCCCCAAGUUCAGUAUACAAAAGAGCUGUAGUGCUUAUUAAACAUUUAUUGGUGCUCCAAACAGUUUGUAUAUAUUUAACUCAAGAGUCAUACCAAGCAAUGGACAACCUCUGUUUGUGGACAUUUUCAUAAAGUAUUUGAAUGCAUAAAAUGCAGCUAAUUACAUUGUUAUCAUCUUAUAAUGUGUACAGUAGUUAGCAGCACAACAAAAAGCAAAUCCCACCAGCACUGACUUAGGCAAAUGCAGCAGAAAGCCGGGCUGGUUUAGACAUUCUCCCAUAAUAGUUGUUCAUGUUUUCCUUUAGACUGUUUACUCUUUUCUCUAAGUCAUCAACAUCUGCAGCUUACAUUUGAAGGUACAGAAACAGACUCAGGACAAAGUAAGACAGAUGUGACUCUUUUAGGCCCAGAAUGCCAAACUGGGCAUGUGCAUAGAGAAGGUGAUGGUCAUUUAGCCCCUUUUCCAUUUUGUACCUUUGUAGUUUUGGUCGCUUUGUGUCUGGCUUUUUUUUUUUAGCAUGGACCUGUUCUGUCUGAAUGAUAUUUUGUGUCAGUUGUACAACCAUUUGUAAAUUUGUACACACCAAGGAGACAGCUUAUACCAGGCAGCUGUAACAAGCAAGGAUUUAAACUAAUCAACUUUCAGGAAAUAAUGACCCAUGACUCCAUGAUGUUAUAUUUUGUGAUUCCACUGUCCUAAACACUACAUUUUUGGGAGAUCUUAAAUUUUAUUUGAAUUUCAUGUGAGAUUUCCUAACUUUUUACGACCAUUAAUAUCCAUAAAAUUUAUGAAAACGCUUCAGUACAACCAACUAAACUAAUAGGCCAUGGUUUAAGUACAUUGGUACAGAAUAGCUUGUUAACAGAAAUGAGGAAUAACAAAGCUAAAAUAUGGCAAUGUGAGGCCUCAAAAUUGGGGUUUGAAUUGUCCAAUGGGCGUAUUGACCAGGAGAUGCAAACAGGGACCCCUAUAGUCAUUGUUUUUACUGUUCUCCAGAUAUCCAGCCCAGACUUAUACACGAUAAACUGAAUGUAUGAAUGUAAAUAUUGAUUUGUAAAAUCUUUAUCUUAGUGUUUGUCACCAAACACUGCUGUUUUGUAUGCACAGGAGAGGGAAAUGGAGAACAUAACCAGUUUUCAAUAUAUACCGGGGUAAAUAGGGGAAAAAUAACAGCGAUGUAGAUUUAAUUGCGCCCAACAGCCAAAAAGGAGGGGUUUUCCCAGAUAUAUUGAUCUUUGCUUCACCAAAAACGUAUGAACUCCCAAUGCAAAUUGAAGCAGAUAACAGUUCACCAACGAACGUGGUGACUGCUUAUGCUAUAUUCUCUUUAUCUUUAAAGACGUAAUUUGGAUCUGGGGAUAUAGUCAAAGCCAACUUAGCCGUGUUUAAGUUCAGUAUCUAAAAAGUGGGACGAAUACCUGUGCUUAGUGACCAAUCUAAACGCUGUUACCAUUACAAGCUUAUCCUGAUCCAUUUAUCUGCAUGUUUGUACUGAGUAAAAACUGUUGUAAUGUGUUCACUGAAUGAGGUUGCAGAGUAUGUUGUUUCUGAAAGAAAGAUAGAAAUAACUGCAAGAGCAAAAACUGUUCAGAGAGCAUUAAAUGCAAAGUAACAAUGUUGGAUUUCGAGAUCAG